Messenger RNA from Dibothriocephalus latus, 576 nucleotides. The record is from the annotation of a GenBank genome assembly. Lineage: Eukaryota; Metazoa; Platyhelminthes; Cestoda; Diphyllobothriidea; Diphyllobothriidae.
CACAAACGCAAUUUCAGCGCUAUGGCAAAGGCAAUGGCGGAGCCAAUGAUGAACCGUGGGCAGGGCAUGGGCAAAGUGAAGUUGCCGUCUCCGCGGGACAACGUCGAGAAGCUCGACCUGCGCUCCUACAACGGCUGCAUCUAUGUCUUCAGUUUUGCCGAUAGUCUCCCCGGUGGAUUGCGGUUUGGGGAUCAGUUGUUGGGAGUUAAGGACAAAUGUGUUACUGGUUUGAAAUUGGAGGAUGUCCUAAAAAUCUGCAAAGACUUGUCUAAAGAGAGCGAAAUAACCUUCCGACCCAGUUCCCUCACAGAAACUGUCAUCCUUAAUGUCGGUUCAGCGCCCUCAGCCGGCAUCAAGGUGACCGAGGGCGUCAUUGCCAAUGUCGAGGCCGGCUCACCCGCCGCCGAAGCCGGACUCUUACUCAAUAGUCGGAUCAUCAAGAUCGAUAACAAGGAUGUGACCCAUCUCAGUGACGACAAACUGCUUGCCCUGCUUGAUAAGGCCGGUGGCGAGAAAUCCCUUCUGUUGGCUCCCAAAUACCUGUUUACUGAGUCUGUACCAUCUCCGUCUGUUUAG